AUGGAGCCGCUGCAGGCCUUGUUCGCACGAGCAUUCACGAUUAGUUGCAGGCGCAGCGUGAUCGCGGUGCCGCCGCUGCUGGUCGGCGCAGCUGCGGCCAUCGGGCCGCAGUUGCUGCUGCCGCAGCCCGCGGUCGCUAGCAAGCUAGGCGGGGCGGUCGACAGCGCCUGGGAGGCACUGGGGGGCGGCCCAGCCGACCUGUACUUUCCAGAGCAGUUCCUGGGCACAUGGGAUGUGGUCAGCACGCUCGUCAAGGUCGAGACGCCGCUCGGGGAGGACAAGCUGCCAAACCCUGCGUCGGUGCGGCGCGCCAAGGAGGCCGACCUGGGCCAGCCGAAUGGCUACCAGGUGGCGUUUGUGCGCAACAAGGGCGGCAAGGUCAUCUUUGACCGCCGCUUCAACGUGUCGGCUCUGAUGUCACAGUACUACCCAUCCAUCGAUUUCGGGGGCCGCAUAACCUGGGACCCCAACGACCCCAACAUUCUGCAGCUGCGCAUGCCGAAGGGCGGGCUGGACGUGCGGACGCGCGUGACGCGGCGCAGCGAGGUGUUUGAUCUCGACGGCAACACCCGCGUCAAGGCCAGCCAGUGCUUCACCAAAUACCUGUGA
This is a messenger RNA of Monoraphidium neglectum, 609 nucleotides long. RefSeq lists its product as hypothetical. NCBI's taxonomy places the organism in Eukaryota, Viridiplantae, Chlorophyta, Chlorophyceae, Sphaeropleales, Selenastraceae. The transcript has 7 exons. The record is from RefSeq and is a predicted model, not a curated record. Bases 1 to 609 code for a protein of 202 amino acids.